CCACGAAUGGACCAAUACUUUGAACAAAUGAAAAAAAUUAUUGUCCAAAAGAAAACAUCGUCAAGAUGUCGGUUUAUGYURCAAGAUGUGGUAGAYCUYCGCAGCAAUAACUGGGUGCCGCGAAGAGAUGAAAACAAYCCMAAAACCAUUGACCAGAUACACAAAGAGGUCGCAGAGGAAGAGAAAAAGACUAUGAUUGCAAUCCAGCAAUCUCGGCAACAAAAACGAGACAAUCCYAACAAAGGGCGAGAUAGUCCAAGACCUUCUGGUGUACCACAAGCUGACGAAACCUGGACAACUGUACCAGGAAGAACAAGAAAUGUUAAUGUUGAUCCCAAGAAAUUCCAAGAUGCCAAAAAGCGCACUAACGUAGAUACAGAGAGUAUCUCGUUAGGUCCUGGUGGGCGUGGUCCAGGUGCCUGGGCACGUGGUAGUAGCGGUGGUGUAGGACCUUCAGCUGUACCAGGAACUCAAAAUACUGAACAAGAAUCAAGAGGAAACAGAUUCUCUGCUUUGGGUAGUGAAGGAAGGAGAGGUCCUGGUACAUCAAGGCAAGGUUCUGGUGCUGGUCGCCAAGACGCCCGUAACCAGGGACCUCCUGGACGCCGCCCAAUGCAUGAUCGCGAGAAAGCACUUGAAGCUGUUAGAAAUGUUGUACAGACAAAGCCAAGACAAGAGGAUCGUGAUACAGGAUCACCACGUUUGGAGGAAGUUGAACCAGUCAAAACACCAACCCCACCCCCACCCUCAGUGUCACCACCUGUCAAACAGUUAUCAGAUGAAGAUAUCAGACACAAGGCUAUUGGACUGGCUGAUGAAUACUUUGGCAUCAAAGACUUAAAGGAAGCUAAAUAUUGUGUGGAGGAGCUAGACCCAUCAACACAUCAGCAACUMGUUUACCACUGCCUAAAUCACUGUCUUGAGAAACACAGCUCAGAGAGACUAGCCAUAGCAAAAAUGAUGUUUUACCUCAGGAAAAAUGAUAUUAUAUCAGAAGAAAACUACAUUAAUGGAUUAAAGCAAUUAUUAGAGUUUGCAGAGGACAUGGAAAUUGAUAUCCCACAUGUAUGGAAGUACUUUGGUGAACUAAUAGGACCAUUGAUACUAGACAACGUCUUGUCAUUACACCUUCUUAGUGACUGUAUUGUAUCACUGAUACAAGACAAGACAAAGCAGGCUAAAUUAUUAGCAGAAAUUUUAUUAAAUGCUUCAAAGGAAUCAAGUCCAGGAGAAGUUGGUUCAAUAUGGUCCAAAUCAGGACUAUCAUUUAGCAUAUUCUUCUCUUCAAAUGAUGAAGCGAAAGAGUUUAUCAAAGAUAAAAAUUUAGAUUCAAUUGUUUCAAGUGGUUCGCAUGCAUCUAACGUACAAGAAGAACUUAGAAAUUUAAUAUUGACAAAGAAAGUCAGUAAUGAAGAUGUUUUCAAAUGGGUUGAUGGUAAUGUAUCAAACCCCAAGGAACCUAAGUUCAUCCGUGCUCUAGUAACAGCUGUCUGUGAAGGCUGUAGAAAAGGCACGCCAAGUGGGUCCGAAGACUCGUGUGAUGUUGACUUAUUUAGACAAAGAAUUCCUCUCUUAAAGAAAUACAUUGAUGAUAAUAGUUCGUUAGAGCUACAAGCUCUGUUUGCCCUACAGGCUUUAGCAGUACAACUGGACCAACCACCAGUUCUUCACAUGGGAAACGAACAGUGACCCACAGGAAGCCCAAGGCAAGGGUACUGCACUAUCAUCUACCGUCCACUUCUUUGAAUGGCUACGGUCCGCAGAGGAAGAAAAAAAUGAAGAAGGAUGAAAUAUUUUGAAAUCAUUAAAAGAGAAUUACGUUUACGACUUGGAGUUGGUUAAUGAGAAUUGAGGCCAAUGCCCUGAGCUAAUCGGCUCUAAACUAGCAGUACUUCAGAUUUGAAUCUUGAAGAGUUAUUCCGUUAUGGAACUGGAACAUUCACGGCUGUUGAACUUGAAUUAGUGAAUGUAUAAAGUCUACAGAUGUUGGGAAUGCAACCCUAGAUUGAUAAUAUUUUUGUCAAUGGACACUACAGACGUUAAUAUGACAGUGAAACGCUACAAGAUGCACGCAGAUGCUAGCGAUAAAUAAAAUAUAGAAAGAUAUCUGCGCUGUCGUAGGUCAAUAGGACAAAUCAUGCCCUUUGUGAAAAUAAAUGAUACGUGUAAAUUACGGGGCAUUCUAUCGAAAUAUUAAAGAUUCCGAGGUUAAACUAGA
Messenger RNA from Exaiptasia diaphana, 2218 nucleotides. RefSeq names its product eukaryotic translation initiation factor 4 gamma 1. NCBI's taxonomy places the organism in Eukaryota, Metazoa, Cnidaria, Anthozoa, Actiniaria, Aiptasiidae. The record is from RefSeq and is a predicted model, not a curated record. Gene Ontology annotation, cellular component: eukaryotic translation initiation factor 4F complex. Gene Ontology annotation, molecular function: protein binding; mRNA binding; translation initiation factor activity.